This is a messenger RNA of Candoia aspera, 788 nucleotides long. RefSeq names its product transmembrane protein 252 (gene TMEM252). Bases 57 to 605 code for a protein of 182 amino acids. The record is from RefSeq and is a predicted model, not a curated record. Lineage: Eukaryota; Metazoa; Chordata; Lepidosauria; Squamata; Candoiidae. The transcript has 2 exons.
UGUGCACAAAGAAGGGGAAAUAGUCCAACCAGGGCAGGCUGUGACUCAGAGCAAAGAUGUCAAAGAGCUUCUUCUCCUUUGUCCGCUUGUUUGUGUUGUUGCUUGGCUUUGUAACUAUUUGCUUAGGAGCCUUUUGCAUCUCUACAAGUGCUUCCGCGUGCAAGUGCAACAGUUUGCCAGUUGCGUAUUUUCUCUUACCACUGGGAUUCUUUUUUCUCAUUGCUGGGAUCUUCUGGAGCACCUAUCAUGAAGCCAGCAAGCACCAGAGCUUGUUCCACAGCAUUAUACAUGGGAAUCCUAGACUUCAAGAAAGUCACAUCACUACCAUAGAUAGACCUGAUUUUUACCCCCCAUCGUACGAAGACAGCACUGAUCUGGGAAAGUGGACUUUCUCACUGCCAGUCUGCCCCCUGGAGCCAGAGAGGAAUGCUUAUAACAUACCUCCACCUUUGUACACGGAAAGCAGCUUUGAAUUCAUUGAGGAAACCAGUGCUCAGGAACAGCACCCGCCUUCCUAUGAAGUAUCUAUGCAGCAACAAGCCACAAGGGAUGACUCAACACUUGGAGAGGCUUCUCAUGCACCUCUGUCACAGACCAACUGCUAAGACGGGUUGUCAAAGGCCUGGAGAAGAUAAGCCAUAUCUGCUAUUUGGGGACAAAGACAAUGUUUAGGCACUGUGUGCAAAGCAUUGGUGAUGAGGUGAAGAAAGGACAGUACGGUUCCACCACUGUGCACUGGAUACAAAUGAGGGAGCAUUCAGUGGCUGGCAGUGUGGCAUUCAGAAAUA